Messenger RNA from Oncorhynchus gorbuscha (pink salmon), 1362 nucleotides. Its product is annotated as SPARC-like. The record is from RefSeq and is a predicted model, not a curated record. Lineage: Eukaryota; Metazoa; Chordata; Actinopteri; Salmoniformes; Salmonidae. Gene Ontology annotation, molecular function: extracellular matrix binding; calcium ion binding; protein binding. The transcript is spliced from 10 exons. Gene Ontology annotation, biological process: anatomical structure development. The coding region runs from base 345 to 1130 and encodes 261 amino acids.
AUAGGUACAGUUAAGCCCUAUUCAUACACUCUCUCACAAUAGUUACCUUUAACUAUGUCUUGAAUAGCAUUUUCUGUUUUUGUCUAAUUGAUUGACUGCCUAAUGACGGAAGUAUUUUGCUCUGGGUAUUUUGGGUCUGCUGAUGUGGCCUCUCAACAGGGGGAUAAUGUGAACUGAAGUGAGAGAACAUUUCGGUAAGAGGAGGAGGCAGAAAGGAGGGAGGAGGGGGAGAUAAGGUGUGUGAAAAGGAGAGGAAAAGCUAUGCAGCUGGCAAGACGCAGGAGAACACGGAAAAUAGCAACGGAGAACAAAAGCAAGUGAAACUGCCUGCCAUCUUGACCACAAUGCACCUGACUAUAAACCUGCUCUGCCUGCUGGUCCUGACCUUUCACCCUGACCUAGCCAUGGGAGGAAGAUCCCAGCGCAAACAAAGGCAGGCUGAGGACAGUCUAAGACCAUACCUGGGUAGAGUGGACCCAGUCCAACUGUGUGAGCUGCUGAAGUGUCACAGUCCAAUGGGCUCCUGGUGCCAAGUGGUGCAGGACAACGAAGUCCUCGUCCCAAAGUGUGUGUGUCCGAAGACCUGCCCACGGCAGGGGGCACCAGUGUGCAGUGUUCUGGGAAAGACCUAUGGGAAUGAGUGUCUGCUGCAUAGAGAAGCCUGCCGCAAGAGACGUCGCAUUGGACUGGCUCAUAUAGGACCCUGUCUUGUUCCCAAGGCAAACUGCACAGAGGAGGAGUAUGGCCAAUUCCCAUACCGUCUAAUGGACUGGUUCCUCCUAUUAAGUCGUAUGGGAAAGUCUUAUGCCCCCUAUGCCCUGCCCCAGAGCUGCCUGAGCCAUACCCAGCGCACCCAACUAGCCCAGCGGCGGUUUGCCCUGCUGGACAGGAACAAGGACGGGAAGCUGAGCCAGAGGGACCUGAGGAAGUUGCGCUACAAGAGGAUGCCUCUCGAGCAAUGUGCUAACUUCUUCUUCCAGUCAUGUGACCAUAACAAGAACAGUAAGGUGACCCUGCAUGAAUGGAUCUCCUGUCUGGUGGAUCGCUCAGAGAGCUGGUUCCAGAACUUCAUGUCUAUGCAAAUGGGAUCCGGUAAGCUGUGUCCCAUGAAGACUGACAACCACCUUUGACCUGGACAUGAACACAUCUCCUCUCGCUUGUCUACAUGUGCAUCUGUUUAUCACUGCUAUCUACAAUAAUAAGCAUACAAAAUGAUCCACUUUUCUCCACUUCCAGCAUCAUACUCCCCUAACUGUCACACUCAGUACUGUGUUUGUUUUUGACUUAUGACAUCUGUUUUGUGACGGUUACUGUACAUUCAUCUGUGUGGAGAAAUGGCCUGUAAUAAAUGUCUGAGACCUG